AUGUAUCUAAUCUCUCAAUGGGUCGAUAACACCCUGGAAGCCACCGGCAUGGAUGCCGUGGACGCUCUACGCGCGUUCUUCCUGCUGGCCGCCGCCACGACCAUCUCGAUCAGCAUCCCAACCUCAUUACGGUCCCGCUUCCUCACCUAUGGCCCACGCGCGACCUCGGCCACCAGCUCUGCACCACCUCGCGCCCAGAACCCCUCCACCGAGAGCAAGGGCUUCCUUGACUAUCUCGCUACUUGGCAGGUGCCACAUAGCUAUUUCACGCAUUUCUAUGUUGCAUCUGUCCUGUCGUCGGUCUUCUGGGUUGCCCAAUUGCUAUCGCGGGGUGUGGUGUUCCAAGCCAUCGCAUCCCGCGUUAGUGAGGACCAUCAACGGCAUUCCAUGUCCCUGACUCAGUUGGUGAUUUGCUGUGUGCUAUUGGCUGUACAGGGAUCCCGGCGUCUAUGGGAGUGCCAUGUCUUUUCAAAGCCUUCGUCAUCGCAGAUGUGGUUUAUGCACUGGCUGUUGGGCUUGGGUUUCUACCUAGCGGCAGGAGUUGCCAUUUGGAUCGAGGGUUCCGGUACUCUGUUGACCAAAAAUCUGACCAUUGCCCAUCUGCAGAUGACCAACGCCCCAAGUUUGCGCACUUUCUUCCUCGUCCCGCUCUUCCUGGUGGCGUCUGGUCUGCAGCACGACUCCCAUCACUACCUGUACUCGUUGAAAAAAUACACCCUCCCGGAGCAUCCCAUGUUCCGCGGUGUUGUAUGUCCCCACUACGGCGCAGAAUGCGUGGUCUACUUAUCGCUGGCGCUGUUGGCUGCGCCGCGAGGUGAAUGGGUCAAUAAAACUAUGUUGUCUUGUCUGGCUUUCGUCGCGGUCAACCUGGGUCUGACAGCUCGGAAUACCAAGCAGUGGUAUACGCAAAAGUUCGGCAAAGACUCAGUGCAGGACUGGUGGUUUAUGAUUCCCUAUGUCUACUAA
Molecule: messenger RNA, 966 nt
Organism: Penicillium samsonianum
Lineage: Eukaryota; Fungi; Ascomycota; Eurotiomycetes; Eurotiales; Aspergillaceae
Product: putative 3-oxo-5-alpha-steroid 4-dehydrogenase
Exons: 2
Coding region: 1-966 (321 amino acids)
Biological process (GO): polyprenol catabolic process; dolichol-linked oligosaccharide biosynthetic process
Cellular component (GO): endoplasmic reticulum
Molecular function (GO): 3-oxo-5-alpha-steroid 4-dehydrogenase activity
Source: RefSeq, a predicted model, not a curated record